AUGCUGCAGCAGGUUGCGCGGAAUGAGAAUGGAGCAAGCUGCUCUGAGAAGAAGCAGUGCUCCAAGCUAGUGAUGACGCGGUGGUUGAUGCAGAUGAGGGAUGCGUGGGUAAUCCCACAGACACUGAAACUGAGGUUGUCCAUUCAGACUGAACAGUCGUGCUCGGCAAGGCCUGUGGCAAUGAAGAUGAGACAGGAGAAGGCUGGGACGUCACGGUGGCGGAAAGUGGGAUGGUCACAUCGCUGUCAAUGGAUGAAGAAUGUACUAUAUGAGUCAGGGGUGAAGUGCUUGGAAGCCAAAGAACUGCUUAAGGAAGCGGGAACGGUCCCUGAUGUUGGGCUGCUAGUACUUGAUGCGUCGCAGCCUACGUCUAACCCCAAAAGAUCAACGCACAACCCGCUGGACAUGGCUGCAUUCAGCGUGCCGUUCUAA
Postia placenta MAD-698-R-SB12 is the source of this 432-nucleotide messenger RNA. RefSeq lists its product as hypothetical. The record is from RefSeq and is a predicted model, not a curated record. The coding region runs from base 1 to 432 and encodes 143 amino acids. The transcript is spliced from 2 exons. NCBI's taxonomy places the organism in Eukaryota, Fungi, Basidiomycota, Agaricomycetes, Polyporales, Adustoporiaceae.